AUGCGGCGAUUAAGCGCCGUGUCUCCAUCAAUUUUCCGAAAACUCAGCCUCUCUCCAGCGGUGUUCGAACAGAUGCGUCCUCAAAUAGGACCCAUCGAUGAGGAAGUACCUCCACUAUCGAGAUGGAGCAAAUUCACAGAACUUUUCAGGAAAGAAGCGAGACUCAUGACGAAGGGUCGCAUUUGGCCGUUCAUGUUGGCCAACUUCCUGCUGUUCGUCUGCUGCGAUGUUUUCUGCGUCUACACCCCUGAUUACAAUACAACAAAGCUGCCGAUUUCGCGUAACAGUGCCCCAGUGCUGCUUUCGAUCCUGGGUAUCGUCAAUACAGUCAGCGUCCUCCUCUACGGCUACGUGGUCGACUUCGAAUGGGUUAAUACCUUGCUCCUUUACGGAGUCUUCGCUUGUGUCUCAGCACUGGUUUUGCUGGCCGUCCCGUGGCUACCGUCCUAUGAAGGUUUCUGUACCACUAACGUCGUUCACGGUAUCCCCAUUGCGGCAUCGUCCGCUCUACCGUACGUGACUUUGGCCGAACUGUUGCCAACGGCAGACUUCGUCUCGGCGGUUGGAAUCCUGAAUUUCAUUGAAGGCCUGGCCAACCUUGGAGGCGCGCCUACAGCUGGUAACAGCAUUCCUUUCAUUUCGCCGUUAACUGCUUUUGAAACUGAGUUCUUCAGCCAGAUGAACAGUUACAGUUUACCUGUACAGACCGACUCACUGAUUUGCUUACGGUAA
Molecule: messenger RNA, 732 nt
Organism: Soboliphyme baturini
Lineage: Eukaryota; Metazoa; Nematoda; Enoplea; Dioctophymatida; Soboliphymatidae
Source: the annotation of a GenBank genome assembly